Molecule: messenger RNA, 4222 nt
Organism: Phyllopteryx taeniolatus (common seadragon)
Lineage: Eukaryota; Metazoa; Chordata; Actinopteri; Syngnathiformes; Syngnathidae
Gene: opn5
Product: opsin 5
Exons: 9
Coding region: 589-1653 (354 amino acids)
Biological process (GO): visual perception; G protein-coupled receptor signaling pathway
Cellular component (GO): membrane
Molecular function (GO): methyltransferase activity; 2-oxoglutarate-dependent dioxygenase activity; G protein-coupled receptor activity
Source: RefSeq, a predicted model, not a curated record
GGUGCUCUUGGUAUACCGGGGCGAGCUAUCACACCCCGAAAGCGAACAUAUAUUUUGAAUUGGAAGGACCGGAAGUCGAGUGCAUGUUUUUCCCACACGGCGAAACCGAUUUUAUAUUGGCAGCAAUAACAAGGAAUUCGCUUAGUUUCCACACAGCAACUUGGCGUCUAACACGUGAGAGAGAGUCUGUGGUGAAAAACUGAUGCAGCGGAGGGUCAGAGAAGAUUCACAGAUUCGGCGAGGAGUAGUGGCUGCAUCGUGGGACUAUUUGACUUUUGCUUUUGUUUUUUUAAAUCAAGUACAAGUUCGAUUAUCUCGUCGAGCACUUUCCCCAAAUAGAAACGCCUUGAUUUUCUUUUCCACAUUUAUUGUUUCUAAUAGCGACUUAACUCACGACCUGUCUGAUGACCGAUCAUCAAAAGAUGUCCGGAGAAAGACCAUCCCCACCGACCAACUGAUCUACGGUCGGUCACGGGCGUGCUGGAGCCUAUCCCAGCUAUCUCCGGGCAGGAGGCGGGUUACACCCUGAACUGGUUGCCAGCCAAUCGCAGGGCUACUUGAAAGCAUUUCUCAAAAAUUGACCGACUGAUGGCAGUGAUGACGAAUGAGACGUGGCCACAUCCAUCAUAUGUGCCCCAUUUUCUCCUCCAUGGUGAUCCUUUUGCUUCAAGACUCUCGAAAGAGGCAGACAUUGUUGCAGCUUUUUACAUCUGCAUUAUUGGUAUUAUUUCCACAACAGGGAAUGGAUAUGUCUUGUACAAAACUAUGAAACGCAAGACUAAGUUGAAGCCUCCAGAGCUCAUGACUGUGAAUUUAGCCAUCUUCGACUUCGGCAUAUCAGUGACAGGAAAGCCCUUUUUUGUUGUUUCUAGUUUCUCCCACCGUUGGUUGUUUGGUUGGGAGGGCUGUCAGUUCUAUGGCUGGGCAGGCUUUUUCUUUGGAUGUGGGAGCCUCACCACGAUGACAAUGGUCAGCCUGGACAGAUACCUCAAGAUCUGCCAUCUCAGCUACGGGACAUGGUUGAAACGGCGUCACGCCUUCCUCUGCUUGACCUUUGUGUGGAUUUAUGCAGCAUUUUGGGCCUUCAUGCCCCUGAUGGGCUGGGGAAGCUACGCCCCAGAGCCAUUUGGGACAUCCUGCACCCUGAAUUGGUGGCUGGCACAAUCUUCUGUGUCCGGCCAAAGCUUUGUAAUGUCUAUCCUCUUCUUCGGUCUUGUCCUACCUACUGGCAUCAUCAUAUUUUCCUAUGUGAUGAUUAUCUUUAAAGUCAAAUCUUCUGCAAAAGAAAUCUCACAUUUUGAUGCCCGAGUCAAUAACAGCCAAAACCUUGAGCUAAAACUCACAAAGGUGGCCAUGCUGAUCUGUGCAGGAUUUUUGAUAGCCUGGAUCCCAUAUGCAGUUGUGUCAGUGAUUUCGGCGUUUGGAGAGCCAGACUCAGUGCCCAUACCCGUGUCUGUUGUUCCUACUCUGCUUGCCAAGUCCUCAGCAAUGUAUAACCCAAUCAUCUACCAGUUUGUGGACCUGAAAAACUGUUCACCCUCCUGCUUGAAGGCCCUGGGGAAACACAGGCAUUUUCGAAAGUCUAGGUUCUACAUGAUUUCCGGCUCACUGAAGGACACACGAGCACCUAAAGAAGCUCACAGCGAAAUGUGAGGCAGACAAACUGUGUGACCUACUUACAACUUUUACUUGGGACAGUUUGUCCUAUUUCCUGUCCUCUGUGCCCAUACAGUGGCAGCCACUGGAUACUAACAGGUUAAUGAAGUUAACUGGCGUUUUUGUUUGUUUAAGAAUUUGCUGCAUACGAACAGAGAUUGUGAGUCUUAGAUUAAUCAGCCAUAUACCAAAUGGUAUCCCUGGUGAAACUCAAAUAACACUCAAAUCCAGACAAGUGUGUAAUAGAGUGGAAAAGGGUUAUUAAAGGAUACUUAAGCAGGCUUCACUGCCAGCGAGCCCCACAUUGUAAGAAUUCUCUCAGCUCUUAUUGACAGUUACAUGUGAUAUCAUCCUAAAACCUUUGUAAUGUAAAGUGAUGUGUAGUUUUUUUCUAUACUGCUUAAAGUUGUACAACAGUUUUUCUGAGCCUUUUGUAAAAGUACUUAAAAGAGCUAUGUGAAGAUGUUUCCCUCCUGGUGUCAACAGCCAGCACUAAGCACACUCUCCAAUCUUAAGUGUUAGGACAUGUCCCACUGUCUUUAACACCUGACUGCCACUGAGCCACUUGCUGUAAUAUAAUGUUUUGCUUUGAUUGACAAAAAAAACAAAACAAAAAAAAACAUAUAUUGUUUGGUGUCAUUUACAACCCCAAUUACAAUUAAGUUGGGACGUUGUGCUAAACAUAAAUAAAAACAAUACAAUGAUUUGCAAAUCAUGUUCAACCUAUAUUUAAUUGAAUACACUACAAAGACAAGAUAGUUUAAAGUUCAAACUGAUAAACUUGAUUGUUUUUAGCAAAUAAUCAUUAACUUAGAAUUUUAUGGCUGCAACACGUUCCAAAAAAGCUGGGACAGGGUCAUGUUUACCACUGUGUUACACCUUUUCCUUUAACAACAUUAAAUAAACAUUUAGGAACUGAGGACAUUAAUUGUUGAAGCUUUGUAGGUGAAAUUCUUUCCCAUUCUUGCUUGAUGUACAGCUUCAGCUGUUCAACAGUCCUGGGUCUCCGUUGUCGUUUAUUACGCUUCAUAAUGCGCCACACAUUUUCAAUGGGAGACAGGGCUGGAAUGCAGGCAGUACCCGCACUCUUUUACUACGAAGCCACGCUGUUGUAACACAUGCAGAAUGUGGUUUGGCAUUGUCUUGCUGAAAUAAGCAGGGGCGUCCAUGAAAAAGACGUUGCUUGGAUGGCAGCAUAUGUUUCUCCAAAACCUGUAUGUACUUUUCAGCAUUAGUGGUGCCUUCACAGAUGUGUAAGUUACCCAUGCCAUUGGCACUAACACAGCCCCAUACCAUCACAAAUGCUGGCUUUUGCACUUUGUGUCCAUAACAGUCCGGAUGGUUCUUUUCCUCUUUGGCCCGGAGGACACGGCGUCCACAAUUUCCAAAACCAAUUUGAAAUGUGGACUCGUCAGACCACAGAACACUUUUCCACUUUGCAUCAGUCCAUCUUAGAUGAGCUCGGGCCCAGAGAAGCCGGGGGCGUUUACACAUUGGUGUCGGUUUUUGAUGCAGUGCCACCUGAGGGAUCAAAUGUCACGGGGAUUCAAUGUUGGUUUUGGGCCUUGCCGUUUACAUGCAGUGAUUUCUCCAGAUUCUCUGAACCUUUUGAUGAUAUUAUGGACCGCAGAUGAUGAAAUCCCUAAACUCCUUGCAAUUUUACGUUGGGGGACAUUGUCCUUAAACUGUUUGACUAUUUUCUCACGCACUUGUUCACAAAGAGGUGAACCUCGCCCCAUCUUUGCUUUUGAAUGACUGAGCAAUUCAGGGACGCUCGUUUUAUACCCUAUCGUGGCACCCACCUGUUCCUAAUUAGCCUGUUCACCUGUGGGAUGUUCCAAACAGGUGUUUGAUGAGCAUUCCUAAACUUGCUCAGUCUUUUUUGCCACCUGUCCCAGCUUUUUUGGAACGUGUUACAGCCAUAAAAUUCUAAGUUAAUGAUUAUUUGCUAAAAACAAUUAAGUUUAUCAGUUUGAAGAUUAAAUAUCUUGUCUUUGUAGUGUAUUCAAUUAAAUAUAGGUUGAACAUGAUUUGCAAAUCGUUGUAUUCUGUUUUUAUUUGUGUUUAACACAACGUCCCAACUUCAUUGGAAUUGGGGUUGUAUAAAGCACUGCACAUAAUUCAUGUUAAAUGUCAGCAAAGAACACAAAUGUUGUUGUUUUUUGUUUUGUUUGUUUUUUGUGGUAGCUAUGUCGGAUUGAUAGUUCACCUUUCUGUAAGAUGAUGAUUGAAUUACAAAACAAAUCCCUACUUGCCAUAUUUGACGCCAAAAUGUUACUAGCUCUGUUGCUUUGACCUGUGUUUAAGUUUUAAUAACACCAGCCGAUUCGAUCACAAAAUAUGCAAAAGCUGCUCUUGUACUUUGUAAGUUAAUUUAUUUUUUUAGGUCAAAGCAGUAUUAACUUUAAGUGAUAGCUAAAAUCACUCUGACAAUAGACAUCUACUUUCGGAUGUCACUGGAGUUCAUCAAUGGCCUUGAACUUGUUUCAGAUUUUAAAAGUUUCGAUCUCAAAGUAUAUUGUCCGAAUGUUUUAUGUUUUUACCGAAAGAAAUUAUUUCCUCACUG